AUGGUUUGUCAAAGACUGAAAACGACUGUUCAAUUGUCUUUUUUCAGAAAUUCUUCAGCAGCAAAUCAGUCUCAAGUGGAUUCUGGAAAACUACGAAAAAACGGAAUAAGUACGCUUUGAAUGGAAGUUUAACACCGAAGAUCGACUCCGUUGUACUUAGAAGGAAGCGAAGGAUCGCCGGAAGACGGAUCUCCAGGUGAGCAUCCCGUUCCCACAGCCGUCAUUCUCUUCUCAAAACGUCUACUCACCUGACUCUUUUCCUCUCAUCCGGAUGAAAACCGAUCAGAAUUCGUUUCGCCCUCCUCAUAACGGAGAGUUUUGUGCAUAAAAGAGUAGCUGUUGAAAAGCGCAAUUCGAGAGAGAGCGAAAGCGAAACAAGUCGCCUGCUCACUCUGAAAUGUAUUUAUAUGUGUAUCGUAAAAACAUGAAUGAUCCGGACUCCGCACUCCCAAUCUGCACGAUCUUUUGCUUCAAAAUCUUCUUCCGCGUUUGCUGUUUUUCCGCGGCGCCUGCCGUCGGCUACGGAAGUAAGCUCACGCCGUGUGGUGUUGUGCUUUCCAGCGUAGCCAGGAGCUCGCUUGCUCCCCGCCGCUAUGCCUAUUUGGGCCUCUUCGCGCCGUGGCAAAAUACGCGCGCGGAGACGCAGCGAAACGCGGCCGCCCCGUAAGAAGGGGCGAGCGAAAGAAAAUGCAGAUUUCUUUCUCAUUUACAGCUCGUGAGACCCUUCUCUCCUGUCCGCGUCCCGCCGACUCCUCUCUCAAGCGCCACUCCAAUUCGGGCGGUCAUGGUGGAAUACUCUCUAGUUGGGGAAGAGAGGAGGAAGAAGAGAAUGAUGCGCUCGCAACGGAAACGUACACCUCUGAUGAGAUGAGGUCGAAUUUGGGUCAUUUGAAAAAUUGGAGAAAUGCGGCCUCUGAUCGACCGAUGCAUUCUAUGCUAUUUAUGAAUAGUCCUAACGAGCUUGUAUAGAAAAUUAGAGAAACAACACUUAAUUUUAUUUAUUUCGUCCUUUUCUCACUGUAAUGCAUUCCCUCUUACCGAGUCAGCGCCAAGGUGUCUACGCUCUAUGAGUCGGCUGGAGUCGUAAACGACUUCCUAGGCAAGUAAAAUUAAGACGGCAUCUGAAAAAUUGUAAGAUGAAUCGAUACAAAGAGUUCCAAAAAAACCUGAAAGUUUGUUCUGUGUGUCUUUUUCCGCUUUAAAUACAAACAUCCCUUCGUUAUUUGUUCGGCUGCCGGGUGUUCGUCGUGGCUGCGCUCUCCACCGCUCCUUCCUUUCGCUCUGUAUUCGGAAGUUGCCAGAAACACGACCGGUCUGCAUUAUUCAAAUCACGCCGGUACAAUUUAUUCCAGUCGCGCGCGGUCCCCCGGUUCUCUUGUUUCAAUGCGCUAGUUGUGAGAGGCGAUCGUCAUUCGUCAGAAAUGACUUGUUCAGGUGUUUUUUCUGCCAUUGUCCACCUUAAUUUCCCUGCAUUCUUCCGAAUACGACUCUUUCAUACGACCUACAAUAAUACGUUUCCAAAUUCCUAGCGAUGGCGGGUUCCUAGCGAUGGCACCUCUGCUUGUUUGAUCCGUUUCCCCUGUUUCGAGUGAACUUCACGUUGCGGCGCCCGCGCCUUUGCUAGGAAACAGUAUCCAGGGAGCGGGUAAAGCUUCCGAGUGACUACCACACAGCCAGACUCUUUUUUGCUUAUUUGGCUCAAAUACGACAUCGAGUCCACGAACAACAGCACCAAUUCCUUCACUAUGAACAUUAUUGGGAUGGGCAAGAAGAAACGGAGUAUUUUCGCAGCACAUUCAUCUGCUCGGCCGAUUUUCAUGUAGGUGUCUCUGAUGCCAUUGCGUUCAGUUUCGUAUGCGCGCCGCCCGCUUGGAUCUCUGCAACAUACACGUUCUCGUGUGGUCCUGUCUGCUUGCCGCUCGGUUUCCUCACGUGCGUUCGUUGCUUUGAAAAGAAUCCCUUCUUGGACACUCUGGCGGUCCCUCUCUCACUGCCGGCGUCUCCUUUUCAAACUGCGCGAAAACACUGACAGCUCUCAAAUAUAGACACUCACACACAUACACACUCGAUUUUCCACGUCAUUGGGUUUAGCUGAAAGAUGGGCGGAGAAGCUCACUCGAAGCACCCGCUGCUCGCCAGCAUCUCCAUCUCUUUCUUCCGUUUCGGUGGUUUCGUGUGCGUCGUCCCUGCCGUCCUUCUUCUUCUUCUUCGGAUCGCUUUCAUUAUCCUACUCACCCCGCACUACCUCAUUUCCCAACCUACACUUUUACUUUUUUGUGCUGGAUGCGCCACAUGCGUUUGCGUUUUAGUUGUCUCGUCCAGUUCCGGGUAGAUCAGCUCGGAUUAACGACGACGUCCUUUCGAAUGGUCGUCACACGGCUUUAGAAGCGUGUAUUAUGCUGUGUUGGGUGGCGAAUUACAUAAGGAAGCAUUGCGAAUAAGGAUUUUACGCUUCUCAGUUCAUCCCCUUCCGAUGAAUCGUCACCGGAAGUGCUUCUCAAACGCACUUCCAUUCGUCACAUAUUCGUGUGUUCCGCACGAGACUACGUGAACAGACCGCUUCAUUUUUGAAGUGGAACUGAAACUGAUAUCAUGUAGGUCGCCUUCCACCCAAAUAUAUAUUUCGGAUGUUUCCUAUUUCGAACACUAAUAACAGUCUUCACCCGACCAAAGAAGCAUCGCCAUCUUUGUGCUUAGUUGGCUGGAUUAUGCGUGUGAGCGCUCACACACACAAUCGCACACUCGCGCUCACCACAUUUACGAGCAUCAAAUCGAAAUGAGAUAUUUUUGACUUAAGCGAAUUUUAUGCCAAGUGAACUAGUUGUCGUCGUCGGUCGGCGUUUGCGGCGACGUGGCCGUUGCUGAAAACGAAGCGGCAGGACUGCCGGUCGGCCUCUGCCGCCGCCUCUCGUAAUGCUCUCGCCGUCUCUCGCACACCGCUGAAAAAGACUCUCUUCUCCGCCACUGCUCGCUCUUUCACCGCUUCUUCUACUGCUCUUUUGUCCGGUAGGAACAGCUAAAAACCAACGGUUCGGUAAUGCAAACUUUGAUUUAAAGUGCGUUAAGAUUUGAGUGUGAGAAAUGCGUUCGGCGGACACUUCACACUUAUGCAAUUAAUCUUUUUCACACUAAUUCAUCGCAGAACUGUGUGAUCUAGUUCAUCUCGCGCCUGACUUACUGCUGCGAACAUUCUAACACAUGCCGCUUGCAUUUCAUCACAUUCAAACAUACAACAAGCUGCUCUCCUCCUUCUCAUCGCGCUUCCUCCUUGCCCUCGUCCUUCUUCUCCUUCUUCUUCUUUUUCUUCUUCUUCUUGCUCCACUCCUGCUUCUCCCUGCUUCUCUCUCAUCUUCUCCUUCUCUCUUGGCUCGACUACUGCUUCCGCCGCCAUGCUUCUUUAUAAUGUGCAUAGGCAUGUGUAUGUAUGCGCGAGCUGCGAGCGCUCCCCGUCUUUCUGCAUGUGAGAGCCGAGAUUUAAGUCAGUCAGUCGCCGCCGACGUCCAGCUAUUUUCUUUUCCCCAAUCUGCGCUCGCCACUAGAAGAAAAAAGAAGUCUUUCAGUAAGAGAACACCUCUCAGUCGUCAUCUUUUUCGGCCGUCAGGUUGCCACGUCAAACGUCAGUGGGACGGCGGCAGGGGGAGGCAGUGUGCCCGACGAAAUCCGACACUCUGUUAUGUAAUUCGAAUCCCCUAAUUUGAAACAGUCAAAGAAGGCACUCGAGUCGAUUACGUGCCUUCUUCGGCGCCUACAAUGCGUCCAUUUCGGUUGACAUUCGUUUAUCCCGUUUCCGGUCGUCGACUCUCUCAUCCGACUCACACCACUACCACCACACCGUGCACAUUUCAUCCGGCACCUCAAUUUUAACCCGCUUUUCUCCCGCUCAAAGCCGUGGCGGUCUCAGCUUUGUGUCUUUCUUUUCUCGCCCCAAACCAAUUGUUGUUUCCCACUCAAUUUCCGCUCUAUCCACCCAUUCUCUAUCCCAUCAUCACCAUCAUCAUCAUCAUCAUUCCACUAUCCUUUUUUUUCUCGAUUUUCCGGUGCCUCAGAUGGACCCAAUACGAACCGCAAAUAAUUGCUUUUAUUCGCCUAAAACACACGUGGCACACUUUCGUUUUGAAACUUUCCCCGGUUCCCUCCUCCUCCUCAGCCGACUGACACACAUUGCCACCUGCUUCUUAUCGAAUGAUGAGAUUUCGGACUGUCUGCCUCUCUGCUUCUCGCCCAUCUAUCAUCUCAUGUAUUUUCAUCGCUUUAUGCUCUGUGAGCACAAAAAAGCUUCUGCGGAAGGCUCUCAAUGAAAUUGAAUUUGGACGCAGUGUGCUCUCGUGGAAUGGCCGAACUGGCAUUCAAAAAAACGCGGACUCGAGAUGGCGUUGAUUAAUGAGCUUUUCGGGCGUACCACUCCAUUCCACUUCUCUCUCCUCCGGAUUACGGUCGUUUUCUCAUUAACGCGUUUGGAAAAGGGAAACCGAGUCCGGGGAGUGCGUGUGCGUGUAAUUGAAUUCGAAAUAUUUGAAAAGGUUGCCAGAAUAUCCGAGUAGAAUGCAACACAGGCAGAGAGCCGGUUCACGAUGGCGCAUUUUUGAUGCAAUUAUCGGGCUUUCGAGCACCCUUACUCCCCUCUGAAGCCGUCUUUUGACAUUUGUCUUGCGUGUCUUCGCCGCCAUUGUACGAAUAUAUGAAGAGGAAGAAUGAGAGCGCCCGUGUAGCAUUGAACACAGUAUUUUGAUGAAUUGGCUCCCUAAUUGUUUUUUUGCGUCUUUUCGAAGGCCCAAGAAUAAUAUAUAAAAGAUGACAAGAGAGGAAAAUAGGAAAAGAACAGGAAGCGCGUUGACGCUUUUUGACGUCCCGCAGACUUUUCCCCGACAACUCGUACACCAGUCUGAUCAGUAAACUCUUUCAACAAUCAACCAAUUCUCCUUUUUGCAACCCGUUUUCUCGAGUUGAACCGCACCGGGCCACGUGAUUCUGCAGUGGUCGGCCACGUAUCCGUUUAACCUUCUCAGUGGCUUCAUUUGGUGCUCUCGCGCGGCGCGGCAAGUUGCGUGACGCAUCUCGCUCUCUGCGGCUCUCUCGUCCGAUAAGUCCACAAUUAGGAUCGUUUGAUGGCGGGGGCUGUCACGCCCGUUUCCAGGCGCCCCGCCCACUUCCUCUGCCGACGGCUUCUCGCCACGCUGCCGCCGCCUCUGCUCGUCCCUCUCUUUUGCCACCCGCCAAUUCGAUUUGCAUCAGUGCCACUAAGUUUCGCCUCAUUUUCUCAUUUUCAGGCCAUCGGAUGAGAGAUUGGUGAUGCUGUUCACCGGCACAGUGCGCGUUCGCGUGCUCGAGGCUCGAAAGCUCCGUCCGACAGAAUGGUCCCGUCGAUUCAGUCAGAACGAAGCGGCCACGGUGAGCAUUCGAAAAAGUAUCACAUCGAAAUGCGAUUGAUGAUUCCAGGCUGCAAUCGACUCGUACGUGAAUGUGGAUUGGGACGAGUAUCCGAUCGGAAAGACGCAGGUUCGACCGAAGACCAACGAGCCGCGUUGGAAUGAAGAGUUCACAGCGGUAAGAAUGAAGGCGAUGCGAGUGAAUAGACGACUAAUCAAGAAGCUUUCAGUCGGGUGUCCACCAAGGCAAAGCCAUCGGUUUCUCAGUAUUCCACAGUUGUGUGAUGCCUCCCGAUGACUUCGUAGCAAACACUAGGAUCGCAUUCGACGAUCUCAAAAUCGGGAAUGUCAAUGACAUUUGGGUCAACCUGGAACCGCAUGGAGAGCUUCACGUUGUCGUGGAAAUGCACGGAACCAAUGUGGAAGGUUAGUCAUUUAUGCGGCGGCAUAGCUUCGAGAAAAGUUGAGCAAAAACAUAACUUUCGUAAAAAUUGGUCGUCAACACACAAAGAUUGACUACCGUACUUGUUUAUGCGAUUGAUGUCGCCCACGACUGUUGACUGAGCGGACCACGCGUCAAAAUAGAGCAGCGCCUCAAAGAUGGCUGCGGAGGGGGAUACCUAGAAAAAGGGGUAGUGUACAGUUCUAUCGGUUGACCACUCACCUCGAUUGUAACUCGGAACAUGUGUUCGUCGUCUUCUCCCACUCGGCUCGCCCCAAUCACAUUCUUCAACUUGAGUUGUGUGCAUUGCACACGUGGCUCCAAAAGACGGUUCACUUCCUUCACAAAGUCCUCCGCUAUUGAUCUUAUUCGCGGAUCUGUCACGCUCACGACAACUUCAGACUCGCACACACAAAACUCUUCCGGGAUAUUGGCUGAUUCGCAAGAGCGAUUCUGAAAGUCGUCAUGUGGUUGAUGAGCCGAAACGGGGCCCAGGAAAACUUGCAAUGGCGAAAGGAGGCUGAUUCCUUUUGUGGUGGUCGUGGGCAGUGCUGGAAAUGUCAGAAUGUGGAGGAAAGUGGUGUAGACGUCGAAGAAUGAAGAAAGUUUCUGGAAGUUCAAUUUGAGUAACACAUGUUAUCUUUCAUAAUCUCACUUUUGUAUUACUCCUCAAUGUUUCGGAAAUACGUUUUUCUGAUCUUAACGCUUUCGGUACUGAGAUUGAAAAGAAAGGAAGGCGUUCUUCUUGCCGUCCUACACUCGUCUUCCGGAUGCUAUCGAAACGAUGACCGUGAUCAGACAUUAUAAUAAGGUACGCGUCAUCGAGAUCUGUCACAUGCUUCUGCAAAAAGUUGGCGAUGUCGUCGUCCCCAUAAUGCACCUGAUUUAGCCAAUCAUGACCCAAUUCUGUGAACCAAGAUAUUGCAAACUUUGGCUGAUCUACAAACGAAUCUGUUUUGCGUACUGACUCAACCCUACCUUUGUACUUUUCUAUAAAUUGAGAUAGAUAAUUGAGCUGCAAGUUGUGCAUUCUAUGAUUUCCGUAACAAAGAUUCUUGCUUCUUCUGUGCACAUACGACCAGUAGACGUUCAGCCAAAACGGACGGAAAUAGUGAUCAACUGGUUUCUUCUCAAAUCCCUUUGAAAGAUAGUUGAACAAAUUGAAACCAGGAUAGUCCUCUACGUAAAGUGUGCGGUAGCCUUUCUUCUGAAACUGCUUCCAGAUCAAAUCAUGAUUAUCGAAGAAGCCAUGUAGCUCUCCAAACUCAGAAUUCCACCAUUUUCCAGCAAGAAAUGCGACGGCAUUAGAGAAAGAAUUGUCGCCGACUUUAGUCAUUCCAUCGAAUAUAAAUGAGCCAUAAUGAGUGUCGAGGACUUGCAACGUCUUAUUCAUUGUUCUCCGGAAAUUAGAGUGCGAAACCGAGUCCAGUACUAUGACGAUGACUGAUGGUUUCGACCCGGAACUAGAAAGGGACCGGGGGAGAGGGAUGAUUUGAUUGUGAUUGUUCGAAUAAACUCUGGUUCGAGGGAACCAUGCACGCUGACAAGAAACCUCCACAAACUCUGAGUCAAUGCGAACUGAGCUCUGAACAGACAAAUAUCAGUGAGUCGUCUUAACUUUGAAUGAUACAUUAAAUGUGGUCCAUUCCGAGUAGGUUAACUGCUCGUCAUCUCCAUCCAUCUUUUCAUAAGAACGAAAUUGACACUCCACUUCCAAAGAACUCUCUUUUAUUGCACUUAUGUUGAUAUGGAGAACUCCCUAGACUCGACAAGUUUGCGCAUUUUAUCUUUUUCUUUCCCUUCUCUUUUCUGCUUUUCUUCCAUAACUCACUCACAUUCUGAUCUAGGAAAGUCAGUUCCGGCUGCACUUUGGCGUCUUGACAUGCGAGUUGUGUGGGUCGUGAGUCGUCGACCAGAACAUACUCAAGAAUCGACGGGUCCCACGGGUCGGGCGGACGAACGACACAUUUUGAUGAAUUUCGUUUUUGGCGAGCAACAUUUCGCCGAGUUUUCUGUGCCAACGCCAAAAUUCGCUCAUUCUUUUUUCGGGAGACAGAAAACUUACGAAAGCAAAUGAGAUGGCAGGCGGGGAGAGAAGAUCGGGAAAGAGAAAGAUGAGAACGAAGAAAAAGACGAAUAGGAAAGUACCAAUGCGACGGAGCAUGGAAGAAUAUCGACAAGGCGACAUUGAUAUUGACACUAAACAGAACCUUUUAUGGGGGAGAAAUGGCGAUAGGCAAACGAGUAAAAGAAAAUGUUUCACAAUGGGACGAGUUGAAUGGCGGUGUGAAUGAUGAGCACUGAAACAUGACGUCACGAUGUACCUGUAAUGCAUUGCCUCCUGACCAAUGAUACGCAAUCACUUUUCCGCAUUGAUGUUGUACUUCGAAGUCAAUCCUAACCUUCUAAACUUAUUGCUCCAGUUUCGCAUCAGCCAACGUUUGACGUCACAGUAGGCAGACUUUGACCUGUUCCCGAAUGAGCACAGUUUGACUCACUUCGUAUUUCUCUGCCUGGGCUGUCUGCAACUCUCCAUUCUCCUGCACACGAUCACGAAAUGCGGGGGAGCCCAGAGACAAAAACGAGCCGAAUCAUGGAUUGAUAGUCGGGGCGGGAGAGUGAUAAGACGGUCGAAGCGGCGGAGACACUUUGCGUUUUGUCCAACUAUACGCUAUUCGACUCCUUUUGUUGAUCGGUCCGCAAUGAGUUUCGACUGUUUGGUCUAUGAUGAGUAUGCGACGUCGUCACGCGGCGAAAGUAGCAACAGCAGUUCGAAGGCCAAAGUGAAAAAGAAGAAUAGUUGGGGAUUCUGGGGUAAUCGGGAGAGCACCACCGGCCAGGGUAGUCGUCCAUUUGAGCUAUUGUAUCUUAUCCUUCUCAUCAUUCCAGAUAUCCAUUCGCACAACAAGGCACGUGUGUUCAAAGAGCGAACGAAUGCAUUCAACGACAGGCAACGCCGAGGUGCGAUGCGAAGGAAAAUCCACGAAGUCACCGGCCACAAGUUCAUGGCUCUUUUCCUUCGUCAGCCCACGUUCUGUGCUCACUGCAAAGAGUUCAUCUGGGGAAUUGGAAAGCAGGGAUAUCAGUGCCAAGGUUACCGAAACUAACAAUUCCUAUAAUGCAUCAGUUGAGUUUUCAGUGUGCACGGUAGUCGUUCACAAGAGAUGCCACGAAGAGGUCGUCUGGAAGUGUCCCGGAAACAAGGCAGACGCGGUCGAAGAGAUCGGAAAAGAGAUCACUGAGACGGGUGCCGGUCGCUUCAACAUCAACAUGCCCCAUCGUUUCUCCGUCCAUUCCUACAAACGGCCGACAUUCUGCGAUCACUGCGGAUCAAUGCUCUACGGACUCAUCAAUCAGGGCCUCCAGUGUUCUGUGUGUAAACUGAAUGUGCACAAAAGGUAUCCGGAAUGAGCCCGCAGACCAUUAUAUCAUUUUCCGAACAUCAGAUGUCAAAGGAACGUGGCCAACAAUUGCGGAAUCAACGCGAAACAAAUGGCCGCCGAGCUGGCACAACUUGGCCUCACCGGCGACAAAAUGAGCAUUCGUUCGAAGAAGAAGGUGAGAGAAAGACAAGUUCGAGCGAGCGAGAGAAAGAGAGAGAGAGAGAGAGAGAGAGAGAGAGAGCAAUUAGUUUGCGGUUUUUGUUUUGUGUACUCGUGUGUGAAGUAAGAGGCUCAAACAGUGUGUGCGCCAGGAAUAUCUGCGCAAUCAACGGGUACUUGUCAGUUGGGCACACAAAUCCUGCAACACCCGUUCGCUACAUUCGUCUCUCUCUCUCUUUGCAGCCGUCAAUCAUGACCGAAACGAGCACCGACAUCUCCGGAUCAUCCACUUCCGACAAUUCGGGUAUGCGAGAUUCUUACGAAUUACUGAACUCAUUCAACUGUCUUGCAGGUUACUUGCAACAGAUUAACGAAGACGACACGUCGAGCACAACGACCUCAUCGCGAGGAUCCAAAGUUCCUGGCGGAACUCUGUCUAUCCACGACUUCACUUUCAUGAAGGUUCUCGGAAAGGGAUCAUUCGGAAAAGUGAUGCUGGCCGAGAGAAAAGGAACGGACGAAGUGUACGCCAUCAAGAUCCUCAAAAAAGACGUGAUAGUGCAGGAUGACGACGUGGAAUGCACAAUGUGCGAGAAGCGCAUCCUCUCCCUGGCUGCCAAGCACCCAUUCCUCACUGCCCUUCACAGCUCUUUCCAGACACCUGUAAGCCAAUAUCAGUUAUCUCGUGUAUUAUCGUGCUUUCAGGAUCGUCUAUUCUUUGUGAUGGAGUACGUCAACGGUGGUGACCUUAUGUUCCAGAUUCAGAGAGCACGCAAGUUCGAUGAGAGCCGCGCGAGAUUCUAUGCCGCCGAAGUCACCUGCGCUCUUCAAUUCUUGCACAGGAACGACGUCAUCUAUCGGUGAGUGUAACUUUUUGCUCAAAAUGAAUUGGCGUGGCUCAAUUGCAGCGAUCUCAAACUCGACAAUAUUCUCCUGGAUGCCGAGGGUCACUGUCGUUUGGCAGACUUCGGAAUGUGCAAAGAGGGAAUCAACAAGGAUAACCUGACGAGCACCUUCUGCGGAACUCCCGACUACAUCGCUCCGGAGAUCUUGCAGGAAAUGGAGUACGGAGUGUCAGUUGACUGGUGGGCUCUCGGAGUUCUCAUGUACGAAAUGAUGGCGGGACAGCCGCCGUUCGAAGCCGACAACGAGGACGAUCUGUUCGAAGCCAUUCUCAAUGACGACGUGCUCUAUCCGGUUUGGCUCUCCAAAGAAGCGGUCAACAUUCUGAAAGCGGUAAGAUUGCAUUGAAUUGUCUUACUCCUAUUCUAUUGUAAAUAUUUAGUUCAUGACGAAGAAUGCGUCAAAGCGACUCGGAUGCGUCACCUCACAAGGAGGCGAGGAUGCUAUUCGAGCCCAUCCGUUCUUCCGAGAAAUAGACUGGGACGCACUGGAGGCUCGGAAUGUGAAGCCGCCGUUCAAGCCAAAGAUUGUAAGUUAUCCGCAUCACUCCAGCAACACUUACAAUAUUUGUACAGAAAUCAAAACGUGAUGCGAACAACUUCGACAGCGACUUCACGAAAGAAGAGCCGGUGCUGACUCCGAGUGAUCAGGCAGUCGUUCGGGCGAUCAACCAGGACGAGUUCCGUGGUUUCUCGUUCAUCAACCCGCAUUUCGUCUACUAA
This is a messenger RNA of Caenorhabditis sp. 36 PRJEB53466, 10975 nucleotides long. The record is from the annotation of a GenBank genome assembly. NCBI's taxonomy places the organism in Eukaryota, Metazoa, Nematoda, Chromadorea, Rhabditida, Rhabditidae.